AAUUGAACUCCCUGCACUGCCUUCUUUCAGAGAGAGAAAUAGAGCUUCCAGAAAACAACCCUAGAAUUCUCUCUCGACGUUCUCCGGAGUCGGAGAAUCCAUUCUCGGCCAGUCUACCCUCAGAUUACCAUUUCUCUGCGCUAGGCUUGUAUCCACGACCUCCAAAAUGAUUAUUGUUGUUUAAGCUGCUUCCAAUUUCUAUUCCAGAGGCCAGGAUUAAUGUUGACUACAUUUUUUUCCCUAUCAUAUUUGAUAACCGAAACACUCUGCUCUUUAUCUUUGUGUAAAAGUCACUUCAUCACGGAAUUCUGAAGUCUUCGGAUGCAUGAGUUUUAGAUUGAGCAUAAAUUAAGCAGAGGACACCGAGACAAACUCCAACAGUUUAUGGCCAUAACUGGUACAAGUGAAAAGGUUGCUCACCAGGCCCUGAAGGCUAGUGAGUGGCAUCUUGAAGGAGCUAUUGAUGUGUUUUACAGUCAACCCCUAAUUAAAGCAUUCACCGACUCUAGACAUUUGGAAGAGCUUUAUAGCAGAUAUAAAGAUCCAUAUGUUGACAUGAUAUUGGCUGAUGGUAUCUCACUGCUCUGCAAUGACCUUCAGGUGGAUCCUCAAGAUAUAGUUAUGUUGGUUGUUUCUUGGCAUAUGAAGGCGAACACAAUGUGUGAAUUUUCCAAACAGGAAUUUAUAGGUGGAUUACAAGCACUAGGGAUAGAUUCUCUGGAGAGGUUCAGAGAAAGGAUACCAUAUAUGCGCUCUGAGUUGAAAGACGAACAUAAGUUUCGUGAUAUUUACAACUUCGCAUUUGGUUGGGCAAAAGAAAAGGGGCAGAAAUCCUUAGCAUUGGACACUGCAAUUGGAAUGUGGCAGUUACUAUUUGCUGAAAAGCAGUGGCCUCUGGUUGACCACUGGUGUCAGUUCUUGCAGGCUCGGCAUAAUAAAGCUAUUUCUAGGGACACGUGGUCUCAGCUUCUGGAGUUUGCAAGGACUGUGGAUCCUACACUAUCAAAUUACGAUGCCGAAGGUGCAUGGCCAUACCUCAUCGAUGAAUUUGUUGAAUACCUGAACGAGAAUGGCAUAAUCCAUGGUGGUCAACCGAAUGAUUCGAGUCAAGUAAGAUGAUAUGCUACUGCAGUUGGUUUGGGAUUUAUUUCGUAUUUAUGUUGGUGUGAUUUGAAUACCCUCUGGUUCAAUUCAUUGGGGAAAUAAGAUAUGAGGGGGAAGAAGGCGAGCGACUGACAUCUGAGUGAAGACAUUUUAUUUGUUGUUGGAUUUGGUAUAUCAUCUAUAUAUUACUGAGUGGGAAAGUGGAUUUUUAGAGUAAUAACAAUUUCAACGCUCUCUCUCUUC
Messenger RNA from Cucurbita pepo subsp. pepo (vegetable marrow), 1347 nucleotides. NCBI's taxonomy places the organism in Eukaryota, Viridiplantae, Streptophyta, Magnoliopsida, Cucurbitales, Cucurbitaceae. The record is from RefSeq and is a predicted model, not a curated record.